UACUGGACCUUUAAUGCAGCUGCAGCUCUUCAUUCAGAUGCUGAGUGGAGCAGCGGACGACGAGGAGGGGACGCGUUUCUAGGAAAGACCAGACCACAGCUCUUUCUCUAAUCACAUUUUUUUAAAAGCUCUCUUUGAUCUAGCCUAACCAGUGGAAUUCCCCGAGUUGCAUAUAGCAUUUAGCUGGGGAAGUGCUGUCUUGAAUGCAGACUGAGUGGAUUGCGGCAAUCAAAGCGUCCUGAGCGAGCGGAGCUCAGCAGCAGCAUCUCAUUGUAUGAAAUGCGUCACCGUGAUCCUGUUCUCCCAUUUACACACAUCGGCUCUCCACUCACGGACUGUGCCCCGCACUGACAAUUUCAUCAGGUAACCACAUGCGCGGGCCGGUGUCACCGCGCUGAGCCCGGAGAGCACGAAGGGUACUGGGGUCAGAGAGACAAGAGUGGUCGGGAAAGGUGGACCGGGAUGCCAGCCAGAAGCUCUGAGGCCUCGGGACUGUCGGUGCCCCUGCACCGCUGUCACGGGGGUUUCCACGAGGCCAAUAACGGCACCUGCGCGGAGCACCUCAGCUUUUUUCCGCCGUUCUCCUCCACCCUCGCGCUCCUAGUGCUGGUGGCCGUGCUCGUUGGGAUCAUCCUCGUUUCCCUGGCAACGUUCCACUUCCACAAGAGGAAGCUUCGGAACAGGAAGAUCCAACGCGCGCAAGAGGAAUACGAGCGCGACAGUCGCAGCCCCGCGCGCGGCGCAGGGGCGAGCGGGGAGCCCGCGAGGCCGUGCGUCAUCGUCCGUCCGGUGAGAUGUGAUGUGGAGAGGCUCUCGUGCCAGAGCGCGGAGAGCGCGGAGAGCGCGGAGAGCGCGGACGCCAGCGAAGCGGCGGAGGGCGAACCGGCGCGGCACGACACAGUUGCUCUUGACUGUUAAUUUAGUGCAACUUCAGGGAAUGAGACUGUGGAAUAAACAGGAAAAGCAAUAAGGCACAAAGAACCCCCCCCCCCACACCCAUCUCUGCUGCUUGUAGAUGACUUAGAAACAGCAAUGCAGAAUACUGAGUAGAAUAGUCAGCCUAGUACAGUGGCGUAAAGGAUAGCUAUGUGGCCACACACUUUCCUGAUAACUACACUAGUAUUUAGCCAACCGGUUGGCUACUUCCUUAUGGGACUGUGUAAAGUAUUUGCCUGCUUUGACUUUUGGACCUCUUCCUCUUCCUCAGCCUAAAACGUUGUUUAAACCUCAAAGAUGUUUAAACUUUAAAUCCUCCCUGGGAUGUGACACACGGUCAUGUUAAAUUAUUAAGAGUUUGGUGACACAACAUAGACCAUAAUGGCUCUCUGAUCUUCCUUGGCAUGUCUCUCUGACACACUAGCAGUAUGUAGUUAGACUAUAAUGGAUGUUGUGGUGCUGUUAGGCAGUGCAAAGCUGCAUAUAGGCUGUAGAAAAUGGCUUAUUUGUUUGCGUAGUAUUUCUUCCUUCAAUUAAGUGACUUAGCAUAUUUGCCUAAAGUACAGGACUGUCCUCCAAUGUCUGUUAGGCAUCUGUAGGUAGCUCUUAGCCUGACAGGAUGCAAGACGUAUUGCUGUAGUGAGUAAUGCACAUAAGAUUUUUCUUUAAAUGUGUCAGAUCGUAGGUUUUAGCGCUAAUACAGUAUUUUCAGUUUUGAGUAUUUAUAAUGUAUUCUCUGACAUGUAAUAAACUGAGAAUCUAACAGAGGGUUUAAGUUCAAGCCCGUCUUUUUUUUUUAUCCUUCAUAUUGUAUAGUGGGCCUAACAGAAAUUCUGUGUCAUUUAUUACAUGAAUUCACUGUAAAUGUAUGCCAUUAAUGAGAGCUGGAAUGUUUUACGGUAACAUCAUCUUUCUGGAGUUCAUAUAACCUGCCUUAUCAAAGGAAAAUAUGUAAUAUUCUAAGUUUAUAAAUAAAUUAUGUUAUGUUAACCCUU
Molecule: messenger RNA, 1931 nt
Organism: Etheostoma spectabile (orangethroat darter)
Lineage: Eukaryota; Metazoa; Chordata; Actinopteri; Perciformes; Percidae
Exons: 2
Coding region: 463-918 (151 amino acids)
Source: RefSeq, a predicted model, not a curated record